GAGCUGUCGGCUGCUGUCUCAUACAGUGGGAUCCAGGAGCAGCUGUUCCAACCUUUUGUGUGCUCCAGAACCACCUGAAAAUGUCUCAGAAUCCUGACAAGCUAAAUUCAAGUGAAGAAAAGUUGAGUGGUUUGGAGGAUGAUCAGGACGAGAACUUGGACAACUCGGAUCAGUCUGUCCGAAAAAGAAUACGACAGAGUGCUCCAGGGUCACACAGAGAUGAUACACCAAAGUCCAGUCCCUCUCGGCCUGUGUCAAUAGAAGAGCUCAUGGAGACAGCAAAGGCAGUCACCAACAUGGCACUGGCACACGAAAUUGUGGUGAAUGGAGACUUCCAGAUAAAACCAGCUGAAUUGCCAGAACACAGCUUAGAGAAGAAAGUCAGAGAUAUUGUGCAUAAAGCUUUCUGGGAUUGUCUGGAAGCUCAGCUGAAGGAAGACCCCCCGACAUAUGAUCAUGCAAUUAAGCUAUUGGGAGAAAUUAAGGAGAGUCUUCUGUCUUUCUUGUUGCCUGGUCAUACUAGACUGAGAAGCCAGAUUACAGAAGUUCUUGACCUGGAUUUGAUAAAACAGGAGGCAGAGAAUGGGGCCCUUGACAUUUCUAAGUUGGUCAAAUUUGUUAUUGGGAUGAUGGGGACUCUCUGUGCUCCAGCUCGAGAUGAAGACAUUAAGAAACUGAAAGAUAUUCAUGAAAUUGUUCCUCUUUUCAGAGCAAUUUUCUCUGUAUUAGACCUAAUGAAAAUGGAUAUGGCAAACUUCGCUGUCAGUAGUAUUAGGCCAAAAUUAAUGCAGCAGUCUGCUGAAUAUGAAAGAAAGAAGUUUCAGGAGUUUCUUGAGAAACAGCCAAAUUCUUUAGACCUUGUCACAAAGUGGUUGCAAGAAGCAGCAGAUGAUCUUGCAAAGCUGGGACAUGAAAUAUUGCCUCCCCACUGUAGCGAUGGUGCCACUGGUGGAGCUUCUACCUUGUGCUUCACUGCUGUACAAAAUCAGGCCUAUCUGAAGCUCCUGAAGUGGGAUCACGUGAACAGGCCUUUUCCAGAAACGGUGCUCAUGGACCAGACACGGUUCCUGGAGAUCCAGCUGGAGCUGGAGCAGCUGCUGCUGGUGGGGACAGUGCUGCUGGUCACCUUCAGUGCAGCAGGCCCAGCACUCGUCGAUGUGCCUGGAUUCGCUGAGAAAAUCAAAACCAUCGUCAAGGUGCUGCUGACAGGAAUGCAUCUUCCCUCCUUUAACCUGAAGGAAUCCCUGGCCACUGUGGGUGAGAAGGUGUGUGCUGAAGUGAGCAGCUGCCUUUGCCAGCAUGGCUUUACCCCAUUCUCAGCUGAGAGAGAGGCUGUGCUGAAGGGACAGAUCCAGGCAGUGGCCAGCCCGGAUAACUCCAUCUGCAAGCUCAUCGAUUCUCGAAUUCAAAAGUUUCUGGAGAAUUACCUUGCAUCCAGUCACCAGAAAUCAUUGCCUGCCAUUCCUGGAGGAUUAGGCCCUAUCCAGAGGGAGCUGGAGGAGAUUGCUGCCAAGUACAUUCGUCUUGUCAACUACAACAAAAUGGUCUUCAGCCCUUACUACGAUGCAGUCCUUGGCAAAAUACUGACUAAGGAAGAAUCCCAAAUUGUAGGGAAGUCAGAAGAAUCAUAAAACCAGUCCUUGUGCUACCAAUACAGUAUUGUCAGCUACUAAAUAAAACUUGUACCAAUAUUUGUUUAGGAAAACA
This is a messenger RNA of Pseudopodoces humilis (Tibetan ground-tit), 1707 nucleotides long. It is a transcript of the gene TCP11L1, whose product is annotated as t-complex 11 like 1. NCBI's taxonomy places the organism in Eukaryota, Metazoa, Chordata, Aves, Passeriformes, Paridae. The record is from RefSeq and is a predicted model, not a curated record. Gene Ontology annotation, biological process: signal transduction.